AUGCCAAGAGUAAUUCUCGAGUCUCAUUCAAAGCCGGCAGACUCUGUUUUUCUACAACCAUGGAUAAAAGCAUUAAUUGAAAACAAUUCGGAGCAUAAUCAACAUCAUCCUUCUGAUCAUGUAAUUCCUAUCCUGACCAAGCAGGACUUGGCGCUACCGCACAUGAGCCCCAAAAUAUUAACCAACCCAUGCCACUUCGCCAAAAUUACAAGAUUUUAUAACGUUUGCGAUUAUAAGGUGUGUGCAUCUAUAAGAGAUUCCACGCACCAAAUACUUAGUUGA
This is a messenger RNA of Saccharomyces paradoxus, 282 nucleotides long. RefSeq names its product telomerase subunit EST3 (gene EST3). The coding region runs from base 1 to 282 and encodes 93 amino acids. Gene Ontology annotation, molecular function: telomeric repeat DNA binding. Gene Ontology annotation, cellular component: chromosome, telomeric region; telomerase holoenzyme complex. The record is from RefSeq and is a predicted model, not a curated record. NCBI's taxonomy places the organism in Eukaryota, Fungi, Ascomycota, Saccharomycetes, Saccharomycetales, Saccharomycetaceae. Gene Ontology annotation, biological process: telomere maintenance via telomerase. The transcript has a single exon.